Molecule: messenger RNA, 5023 nt
Organism: Trifolium pratense (red clover)
Lineage: Eukaryota; Viridiplantae; Streptophyta; Magnoliopsida; Fabales; Fabaceae
Product: ABC transporter C family member 8-like
Exons: 12
Coding region: 65-4510 (1481 amino acids)
Biological process (GO): transmembrane transport
Cellular component (GO): vacuolar membrane; plant-type vacuole
Molecular function (GO): ABC-type transporter activity; ATP binding; ATP hydrolysis activity
Source: RefSeq, a predicted model, not a curated record
GAGAAAUAAUUUAUCAAUGUGGUUUGUCUGCUGCAAAAGGAGCAUCACAGCAACAUUCUAAUUCAUGCUCCAAAAAAUGGUUUACUUUGACUCUUUGAGAAUACAUGUGGGUAAAGGUGAUUUCUCAUUGAUUUGUCUGAAAGAUUUUGAUUUCACUUCAUUAUGUUCUCUAAGGAGCGCAAUAGACACGGUCAAUAUACUUUUUGUCUGUGCCUACUACACGUCUUUGUUUAUCGGUUUAAUCAGAAAAACUUCUGCAAAUAGGAGCCACACAAGAAGUUGGAUUUUCAAACUUGUUUCAAUCUGCUGUGCUCUUAUUAGCAUUACUUUUUUGGUUACUGGCUUGUGGAAUCUCAUAGAGAAAACCGAUAACUCUAAUGAGCUGAGCUGGUUAGCUUGCAAUAUCAAAGGAAUCAUUUGGAUUUCUUUAACAAUUUCUUUGCUUGUCCAGAGAGGCAAAUGGACUAAAAUACUAAACUCUGUCUGGUGGGCAUCUUCCAGUGUAUUGAUUUCAGUUCUCAACAUUGACAUUCUGUUCAAAGGUCAUGAUGCCUUUGAAACUUUUGAUAUCAUAAUAUGGCUUGUACACUUUCUUCUUCUAUUAUGUGCCUUCAAAAAUCUUGGUUAUUUAGGAACUCACAGUGUCCAAGAAUGUUUGUCUGAACCACUGUUAGCUCAGAAAAUUGAAACCAAACAAACAGGACUAGCCCAUGCUACUUUUCUUAGCAAGUUAAUUUUCUCUUGGGUUAACUCUUUACUCAGUUUAGGUUACUCAAAGCCACUAGCUCUUGAAGACAUACCUUCCCUUGUUUCUGAAGAUGAAGCAAGCACAGCCUAUCAAAACUUUGUACAUGCAUGGGAAUCCCUUGUAAAGGAGAGGACUAAUAACAGUACAAAGAGCUUAGUUCUUUGGUCUGUAGUUAAAACUUACUUGAAAGAAAACACAUUAAUAGCAUUCUAUGCACUACUCAGAACUAUUUCUGUUGUAGUUUCACCUCUAAUACUCUAUGCUUUUGUUAACUACUCAAAAAGAACUGAGCCUAAUCUCAAACAAGGUUUUUCCAUAGUUGGUUUUCUAAUUCUAGCCAAAUUGGUAGAGUCUUUGUCUCAAAGACAUUGGUUUUUUAACUCAAGGAGGUCAGGAAUGAAAAUUAGAUCAGCUCUGAUGGUGGCAAUUUAUCAAAAGCAGCUAAAGCUUUCUAGCUCAGCAAGGACAAGACACUCGGCAGGCGAAAUUGUGAAUUACAUUGCAGUUGAUGCAUACAAAAUGGGAGAAUUCCCAUGGUGGUUUCAUAUAACAUGGACUUCUGUAUUGCAACUUAUUCUGUCCAUUGCUAUCCUUUUUGGUGUUGUUGGUAUUGGUGCUCUUCCUGGUUUAGUCCCUCUUCUUAUAUGUGGACUUCUCAAUGUACCGUUUGCAAGGAUCCUACAAAAUUGUCAGUCACAGUUUAUGACUGCACAGGACGAACGUCUUCGAUCAACUUCAGAAAUUCUAAAUAGUAUGAAGAUCAUUAAGUUACAAUCAUGGGAAGAAAAAUUUAAGAACUUAGUCGAGUCGUUACGCGAUAAAGAGUUCGUGUGGUUGUCUAAAGCGCAGAUCCUGAAAGCUUCUAGUUCAUUUCUUUUUUGGUUGUCUCCUACAGUUAUAUCUGCUGUUGUUUUCAUUGGAUGUGCCGUUUCCAAGAGUGCACCAUUGAAUGCUGAAACCAUUUUCACAGUUCUUGCAACAUUGAAGAACAUGGGGGAUCCAGUUAAAAUGAUCCCAGAGGCUCUAUCCAUUAUGAUUCAAGUUAAGGUUUCCUUUGAUCGUCUUAAUAAAUUUUUGCUUGAUGAAGAACUAAAAAAUGAUGACAAAAGUGAAAAAAACCUAAAGCAAUGUUCAGCUAAUGCUGUGGUAAUUCUAGCUGGCAACUUCACUUGGGAUCAUGAAUCUGUGUCCCCAGCUUUAACAGAUGUUAAUUUAGAAAUCAAAUGGGGACAGAAAAUAGCAGUUUGUGGACCAGUUGGAGCUGGAAAAUCAUCUCUUUUGUAUGCAAUACUUGGAGAGAUUCCCAAGAUUCAAGGAACUGUUAAUGUAGGUGGCACCCUUGCCUAUGUUUCUCAAUCUUCUUGGAUACAAAGUGGAACAGUUCGAGAUAAUAUACUCUUUGGCAAGCCAAUGAACAAAAAAAGAUACGAGAAUGCUAUUAAAGUGUGUGCCUUGGAUGAGGAUAUCAAUGAUUUUAGUCACGGGGAUCUUACAGAAAUAGGUCAGAGAGGGAUUAACCUAAGUGGAGGACAAAAGCAAAGAAUUCAACUAGCUCGAGCAGUCUACAAAGAUGCUGAUAUCUAUCUCCUCGACGACCCUUUCAGUGCAGUCGACGCGCACACUGCUGCUAUUCUGUUCAAGGACUGCAUUAUGACUGCUCUAAGAGAGAAAACAAUCAUUCUUGUGACACAUCAAGUGGAGUUUCUCCCAGAAGUUGAUACAAUAUUGGUAAUGGAGGAUGGAAAAGUUAUUCAAUCAGGCAGUUAUGAGAAUCUGCUAACAGCUGGGACAGCCUUUGAACAACUUGUGAACGCCCAUAAAGACGCAGUUACUGAGGGGAAUCAAGAUAACAAAAACAAAAGAGGUUCCGAAAAUGUUGUUUUGGCUAAUCCACAAGAGACACAUAGUUUUCAUCUCACUAAAAAUCAAAGCAAGAGGAAGAGUUCUGCCAGAGGUCAAUUUGGGGUACAACUUACAAAAGAGGAAGAAAAAGAGAUUGGUGAUGUAGGCUUGAAACCAUUCUGGGAUUAUAUUUCUUAUUCCAGGGGGUCAUUCAUGUUGUGUUUUAUCGUGUUAGCACAGUUUGCUUUUAUGGCUUUGCAGACUGCAUCAACCUUUUGGCUUGCUAUUGCCAUUGAAAAUCCAAAAGUAACUAGUGCCACAUUGAUUGGAGUUUAUUCCUUAAUUUCUUGUGCUGGUGUGAUGUUUGUAUAUCUAAGGUCUUACUUGAAUGCGCAUCUCGGAUUAAAAGCUUCAAUUGCAUACUUCUCAAGCUUCACUACAGCGAUCUUCAAUUCUCCUAUGAUGUUCUUUGAUUCGACCCCUGUAGGAAGAAUUUUAACCCGAGCUUCAUCAGAUUUGAGUAUUUUGGACUUUGAUAUGCCUCAUUCCAUCCACUUUGCAUUAUCAGUAGCAAUUGAAGUACUGGUAAUCAUUUGCAUAAUGGUUUCGGUCACAUGGCAGGUUCUCAUUGUUGCUGUUCCUGCAAUGGUGGCAUCAAUAUUCAUUCAGCAAUAUUAUCAAGCAACUGCAAGGGAACUAAUGCGGAUCAAUGGAACAACCAAAGCUCCUGUCAUGAAUUUUGCAGCUGAGACGUCACUUGGGGUGGUUACUGUAAGAGCAUUCAACAUGGUAGAUAGACUUAUCAAAUACUACUUAAAACUUGUGGACACAGAUGCUACGCUGAUCUUUUAUUCUAACGUGGCCAUGGAAUGGAUGGUUAUACGGAUUGAGGCACUUCAAAGUUUGACGGUUGUCACUGCAGCUUUGUUUCUUAUUAUGCUUCCUCAUGGAUAUGUGUCCCCGGGACUUGUGGGACUGUCUCUUUUUUAUGCUUUUAAUUUGACAGGAGCCCAAAUAUUUUGUACUCGAUGGUUUUCCAACUUAUCAAACCACGUAAUCUCUGUUGAAAGAAUCAAGCAGUUCAUUCACAUUCCAGCCGAGCCUCCUGCCAUUGUGGAGGAUAACCGGCCACCAUCAUCAUGGCCUUCCAAGGGUAGGAUUGAAGUUCAAGGCAUAGAGAUUAGAUAUCGUCCUGACGCUCCAUUAGUCCUUAAGGGAAUCACUUGUACAUUUAAAGAAGGGAGUAGGGUGGGAGUUGUUGGAAGGACUGGAAGUGGAAAAAGUACACUUAUAAGUGCUUUGUUUCGCUUAGUUGAGCCUUCAAGAGGUGACAUUCUCAUAGAUGGGAUUAAUAUAUGCUCAAUCGGGUUGAAGGAUUUGAGAAUGAAGCUAAGCAUCAUUCCUCAAGAACCAACUCUUUUCAAGGGCAGCAUUAGGACAAACCUGGACCCUCUAGGCCUGUACUCGGAUGAUGAAAUAUGGAAGGCUUUGGAGAAAUGUCACCUGAAGGAAACAAUCAGCAGAUUACCAAGUCUCUUGGACUCUUCUGUGAGUGAUGAAGGUGGAAAUUGGAGCUUAGGACAGCGCCAACUAUUUUGUCUGGGAAGGGUACUACUUAAGAGGAACAGAAUUCUAGUUCUGGAUGAAGCUACUGCCUCCAUUGACUCUGCCACAGAUUCCAUUCUACAAAAAGUAAUUCGACAAGAAUUUGCAGAAUGCACGGUUAUAACCGUUGCUCACCGAAUUCCAACUGUAAUAGACAGUGACAUGGUCAUGGUCCUAUCUUACGGGAAACUAGUGGAAUACGACGAGCCUUCAAAGCUAAUGGACACCAACUCUUCAUUCUCUAAGCUAGUAGCUGAAUAUUGGUCUAGCUGCACGAAGAGUUCCGUCCCAAUCAUUAACAUACAGCAACAAUGAAUGCUGACCUAUGAAGUCCGGAUACUCCAAAAAUCGUCAAAGUAUCCAUAUCAGACAUGUAUCAGACACACCGAUACUCUCAGAUACGUAUCUUAGAAGUAUCCAAUUUUUCAAUUAUUCUUUAUACAAAAUUGUUAUCGGAUACAUGUGGCAUACAGUAUGACAUGUAGUAUGUAUACUUGUGUCCGUCACAAGUAUAUGUACUAGAUGUUUUUGAGAUCACUGGUAUUGGUAAAGUAAAACUUAAAAGACAAUGUCUCUAUUUUGAUUCAUUUUGUUAUUCUAUGCAAUUCUAUGUAAACCUUAUAUCAUAACUAAAUUUAUAAAAGAAAAAUAAUAGGACUUAAUAUUUGAUUAAUUCAUUCAUCGAACAUAAUUAAGCUAAGUGGAUAAUGAUAUUCAUAUAAUAAUCCAAUAACAAAUCUAAUCAAAAUUGAGGAUGAUAGCAUAUAAUUCAAAAUGCAUUGGAAGAAUGAAUAAAAUAACAAAGAAAUCUUAGAGCUUCAUUACCUC